Molecule: messenger RNA, 3743 nt
Organism: Chelonia mydas (Green sea turtle)
Lineage: Eukaryota; Metazoa; Chordata; Testudines; Cheloniidae
Gene: RAPGEF3
Product: Rap guanine nucleotide exchange factor 3
Exons: 28
Coding region: 423-3218 (931 amino acids)
Biological process (GO): positive regulation of GTPase activity; Ras protein signal transduction
Cellular component (GO): plasma membrane
Molecular function (GO): guanyl-nucleotide exchange factor activity
Source: RefSeq, a predicted model, not a curated record
CUCGGCGCGCUGCGCAGGGAGGGUUUACACGGGCUGGGUGCGCACCGCCCCGGAGGCGUGGCGCUCGCAGGCCGGGCUGGAGGCUUUUUCAGCUGAGGAGUUUCGGGUCCUGUGCCAAGCGCUGGAGCGUCUCCUGCGCUCGCUCCCAGUUCCCCGCAGAGGGGAGGCGCAGCAGCCCGGAACGGAGCGUGUCUCCAGCCUGAGACAGGGCUCAGGGAGCAGGAUCCCGGCCCCCACUUGUGCCCGAGAGCCAUGGCUUUGCCCAGGGCAUCCCCGGGGUCCUAAGCACUCUGACCCAAAAGGCGGGAGUGGUGGGGCUCUCCGCGUGCCAGUCCAGCUGUUCCUGGCACCCCCCUACUGGCUGGGGCAGCUGGCGGGACACCUGCCGGAGCCGGACCCUAUGCCAGGCUCAGCCGCGGGCCAUGCAGGUGGCCUGGGACAGGCAGGGCAGAUGGCAUGUCGGACCUCUCCUCGAGGACUUGCCAACACCUCCAGGUGGGCUUGGAGACCCCACUGCUGAAGGGCAUCUGCUGUACCUGCUCUUGAGGAAGAUGCACUUGUUCCGGAGCUACAGCUACCAGAUCCAGCUGGAGGGUGAGGCGGGCAGCCUGCCCAGGAUACAGGGCAUCCGAUGGACGCCGCUCCCUGACAGCGAAUCAGCCCCAGACUGCGGGCAGAGCCUUACGCAGGCACCUACAGAGAAGAUUUGGAGAGCAGGGAGACUCCUGUACAGCCACCUCGUGAGCUCCCGUCCUGGCCUCAUCCGUGAUCACAAGUACCACCUCAGGCACCACAGGCAUUGUUGCUCCGGGAAGGAGCUGGUGGACUGGCUGCUCAGCGCAGGGCUGUCCAUCCAAACGCGGGGCCAGGCCAUUGGGGUUUGCCAAGUGCUGGUGGAUGGAGCAGUCCUGACUCAUGUGAAGCAGGAGUGGCAUUUCCAGGACAAGGAUGCCCAAUUUUACCGCUUUGCCGAGGGGGAGCUGAGUCUGGAGCCUGGCACCUGGGACACUGAGGAGCUACUGGAGGCAUUGGCCUUUCUGGCCCAGCUGGGCCCUGAUGCACUGCUCACCAUGGCCCUGCGCAAGCCCCCUGCACAGCGCACAGAGGACGAGCUGGAGCUCAUCUUUGAGGAGCUGCUGCACAUCAAAGCUGUGGCCCAUCUUUCCCACUCGGUGAAGCGGGAGCUGGCCUCUGUGCUACUGUUUGAGUCACACCCCAAAGCGGGCACCGUGUUGUUCAGCCAAGGAGACAAAGGCACCUCGUGGUACAUCAUCUGGAAGGGCUCAGUGAAUGUGGUCACUCAUGGCAAGGGCCUGGUGACCACCCUGCAUGAGGGUGAUGACUUUGGACAGCUGGCACUGGUGAACGAUGCCCCCCGAGCCGCCACCAUCAUCCUGCGGGAGGACAACUGCCAUUUCCUGCGUGUGGACAAGCGAGACUUCAACCGCAUCCUCAAGGAUGUCGAGGCCAAUACCAUGCGCCUGAGGGAGCACGGGAAGGUGGUGCUAGUGCUGGAGAAGAACCUGCAGGGCAGCGGCUGCAGCAACCAGUCACCGUCUGCGGGGAGCAGUAGGUACUCGGUGAUGGCCGGGACCCCUGACAAGAUCCUGGAGCAUUUGCUGGAAGCCAUGAGGCUGGAUGCGACGUUCUCAGACCCCCUGGAUACCUUGAUUGGGGAUUUCCUGCUGACCUACAAUGUGUUCAUGCCGACCACCCAGCUCUGCAGAGCCCUGCUGCACCAUUUCCAUGCGGAGCCAUCAGAGGGCUCGGAGCAGGAGAAGGCUGUCUACUCCCUCAGCAAGCGGCAGAAGAUCCUGAGGCUGGUCAGCCAGUGGGUGCUGCUCUAUGGGCACCUGCUGCAGGCUGACCACAGUGCCAUAACCCUGCUGCAGAACCUCUCAGACUUUGUGAGCCGGGAUCCUCGCCUGUGCAGCCUGCUCCGGGACCAGACACAGGAUCGUCGGAGGAACAGAACACUGGAGAACGGUGGCGGAAGCACAUCUCCACAGCCCAAGGUUCGGAGCACAGUGAACUGGAUCGCCAGCCUGGAGGAUGCCACACUGAAUAACAGCUGUGCCAUCGGGGCCCAGGACAAAGUGCCCUAUGAUGUCUACAGAGCGGACCACUCCUGCCUCACCGUGGUGCUGCCAGUGAACGCCUCCGUGCGCGAUGUGCUCCAGUCCCUCGCCCAUCGGGAGGGCGGGCAUGGUGAGCGCAUGCUGGUCAAAGUCAACUCAGCAGGGGAUAAAGCGGGGCUGCAGAUGGACACCAUCAGCGUGUACACGUCUCUGGGCCUGAACGAGAGACUCUUUGUUGUGAAUGUCCAGGAGCUGCACACCCUGACCCCUCAUCCUGAGCAGUUGGGACCCACCGUUGGCUCCUCGGAGACCCUGGACCUCAUCAGCUCCAAGGACUUGGCCAGUCAGCUGACAGAUUAUGACUGGAACCUCUUCAGCAGCGUCCACCAGGUGGAGCUGAUCUAUUACACCUUUGGGCAGCAGACGUUUCCCAGCGCAACCACGGCGAACCUGGAGCGCGUCAUGCGGCGCUUCAACGAGCUGCAGUACUGGAUCGCCACCGAGCUCUGCCUCUGUGCGGAGCCGGGCAAGCGGGCCCAGCUGCUCAGGAAGUUCAUUAAACUGGCUGCACACCUUAAGGAGCAGAAAAACCUGAAUUCCUUCUUCGCAGUGAUGUUCGGUCUGAGCAACACGUCCGUGAGUCGCCUCUCCAAGACCUGGGAGGUACAGACCAAGGCACAGGCCCUGCUGCCCCAGGUCAGAUCCAGCCUGGGAAACUUCCCCCAGGCCCUGGGACCAACUCCAGUGAGGCUGCCGCAUAAAACCAGGAAGCUGCACUCGGCACUGGAGCGGAUGCUGGACCCCUCCUGGAAUCACAGAGUCUACAGACUGGCCAUCGCCAAACUGACCCCGCCCAUCAUCCCCUUCAUGCCCCUCCUUCUCAAAGACAUGACCUUCAUCCAUGAGGGCAACCGCACGCUGGCAGAGAACCUCAUCAACUUUGAGAAGAUGCGAAUGAUGGCCAAGGCCGUACGUAUCAUCCACCACAGCCAGAGCCACACGUAUGGUCCCAUCUCCCCGCUGCGGAGUCGUCCCCCCCAGCUGCUGGAGGACCCCCAGGCCCUGCGGAUCUCCACCUGUACGGAGCCCCACUCUCCUUACCCCUCAGGAGGCCAGGCUGCUUGGAGGGAUGAGCUCUGAGCAGUCCCUGAGCGGGCGGAGUCCUGCCCCCACCCAGGCCUACCUCCAGCACCUGAAAGUGAUCGACAACCAGAAGGAGCUAUCACGGCUUUCCCGGGACCUCGAGUCCUGAUGUUUGGGACCAGGGGCGGAGCAGGAGGGGCCAGGCUAGACCCUCCAAAGGGAACACUCCUCAGCCCACCAUCAGCACAGUGCCCCUGCCUGUCUGCAACUGGGCCAUUGUGCAUGCCCUCCACCUCCUGUGCAGUGCAAGCGCUGGCCAUGCACUCCGACUGUCCCCGCUGCAGAGGGACUCCACUGCAGGCCAUCUGCCAGACCGCCUGCCCAGCCAGGACCGGGGACCACUCGGUCUGCACCGUUCCUCUCAGACUGGGAGCCAGCUGGCUAGAGCCUGGAGCAGUAAUGGGCCAGCCCCAAUGAUGGCUUCUGCUAUGAAGAGAGACAGGGAGGGGCAGGACCAGGGGAAGAAGGGCUGGACACUCUGGCUUUAUCCACCGCCGUCAAUAGAAGUAUUUUUUGUACACA